Messenger RNA from Durusdinium trenchii, 3360 nucleotides. The record is from the annotation of a GenBank genome assembly. Lineage: Eukaryota; Dinophyceae; Suessiales; Symbiodiniaceae.
AAGGGAAGCGCGUCUUCCUCCAGAGAUGUACAAUGGGUUUCCUUUGAACUCUUGGAUGACCUUGUUCUCCCAACCACCGAAGCUGUGCCUCCACAGCAUGUGUCAGGCUUGAAAGGUUUGCAGCAACUUGCCGCUGCAGCAAGUCCGAGGAUGACUACGCCGCCUGGGUCAGGGUCAAGGAACGAGUUGAUGUUGACACAGCGCAAAUGGUUCUUGAGAAGUUUGAGAUGGGCGCGAAGUCUGUCCGUUUUGCAAAAAAAGAUAGACGCCCAGCCGUCUGAUGACCCUUCCUCCACUUCAGGCUUUAUGGGGGUUCAUUGCCAUGUAUGGUGUGUACAAUCUCUGCUCCAAUCGUGGCAGCGCUAGAUCCCAAGAAUCAAAGGCUUUGCAGAAACUUUGCUCUGAUCUCAACGUUGAGACGGAUGCCUCUUUGUCGGAGCUACUUGCGAGAUGCGUGCUUCUGAGAUCCUGAGGAAACCUUCUGAAAGCUGCUAUUGGCUGAUGCUUUGCGGGCAUCUCUGGAUGUCAUUCUGAUGAUACAGUUCGCUGCUUUUGGCGCUCCGACGGCGCAGUGGCCGGUGGUGUGUUUUUAAUGUGGCUCCAGUCACGCCCAACCAGGCGGAAUUUGAAGCUUCUCCAGCACAUUGGCCGUGACCCAACGUUAGGUGGGAUCGGCUAUGGACUGAGCCUUGCGUGUGUCUGGUCUUCCCUGUACCUUUACAAGUCUGUCGGCGUGUUUUGGUUUUAUGUAGGGGAAUCUGUUUGCUUUGCGUGACGUUUCCGAGAACACAUGCCGUAUUCUGGAUGGUGAUGGGUCCAACCUUUUUACCAGUACGUUCGGCGACAUUGCUGCAAUGACUGCGCCUUACAUUCGUUGGCGUCCAAGGCUUUGGAUGUGCUGCUGGAUGCUUUUCCAAAAUAUGUUUUUAGUGAUUUCAUGUCUGUACAUGAAAUGUUGGACAUGACUUGACCCAUGAGUUCAACCGACAGGGUAUGAUUUUGAUUGAUUUUGACUCCGGUGCUGUUGCUGCAGCGGACAUGAAGGAUUUAGACACCUCCCAUGUCCUGAUGGCUUGGACAUGCGGAAUGCUCUGGCCCGAUAUUGGGCGCGACUGGUGUCAGUGGGCCGGGGCGGGGCCUCCCAUUCAAUGGCGUGCCUGGUAGGCGCGGCGACCCUGUGUGGAAGUAUUGUUCACUUGAAAUAUUGGUAGCGUUUUUGCGCAAUUUGCGCGACCUAAUUACAUUGCUAUUGAUGGUCGCCUAAGAAAAUGCCUUGAAUUCUGCUUUCCUACGUUCUGGAAGUGGUUUCCGGAGUUCUCCCAAGGUCUGGCGCUGAGCAUCCUUGACAAUUGCGUCUCUUUCGCAACGUCAAUUUCCUGGCGCUUGAUGUAACUUACCGGGAUGACCUCCGGACUUUUGUAGCGUGGAGUUCCUUUCUGGCUUGAGUCAAACUGUUACUGUAACAUUGGUGCUGGAAACAUUUUUGAGACGGUUCUAAGAUGCAUGGGACGAUGGUACUUGAGGAAGCUGACCCUAGCAAUUUUGCUGGUCUGAAAUGCAUCUGAAAUGGGAGCCAGCUUGCUUUGGCGCCACAAAUCCUAGACAAUUUGCAGGGUUUUGCUACCGCCGUGUGGAUAGUUUUCCGCUUAUGCCUUGGUGUUCUUGGAUUCCUCGCCAGCAGCGAAUUAAUACUUUUUGGGGAUUGAUGCGCAGAGUGUUUUACUUUUCAUCCACCCAAACCAUGCAUAUCCAUACGUAUCCUGAGUUUGAAGGAAGCUCUAUUGUUGCUUGUAGCAAUUGGGCCUCCUCUUCGACCCCGAAGGGGUACCCUAUCGUCUCAAAUAUUCUUGUUAGUGAUGUAAAGGUUGUGCGUUGACUGGCUUGAACAAUUUUGCAUCAGGCGUGACCAGCUCUCUGCCUAAAAAGUUGUAGUUGUGGCCUGAUUAUUAGAGGACGCAGUGCAGGGGAUUUGUCCCUGCUUGCAAUAGAUUUUCGUGAUCUAGGGCUUCUUGUAUGAUGUCCGCCUAAUUUUGUUGCAUCUUGAACUGAAGACUUGCUUGCCACAUCAAUUUUUACGAUUUCCGGGCAAGUGCCUCCCUGAGCUUGCUUGUGACGUUCAUGUGUUGCAUUGGCCUGGCAGCACGGGAGAAUUCUCCGAUGUGUUAUUUGCUUUUCUUGUCGUUUUUUUCCCUAAGCUCCUCGAGGAUGUCAGAGUCCAGGCUGAGACUGCAUCGUACUGACUGAGAGGGCGACGCAGUGGGGAAAAUACACAAAAUACUUGGUUCUGAUCACUUUCAUUAUCAAAAACACUCAACCAAGGAAGCGGCAAAACACAUCCAGCUAUCCCAAAUUUACCAUAGAAAUCCUUGCUGCGAACAGUUCGCACAGUCACCAUUGAACCACUAAGCGAACUCAUCAAGCAGCCACCUCGCCGCUUGACCAGAGUGAAUCUUGUUCAAUGCAGACAUACCAUGCGGUGGCAGACCCUGGCAAGCCUGGUUCAUCUGUCGAUGCAGACCUCCUUGACAGGUUAGUGCUCAAAGAUCCUGGACCAAAGGACAAGAGGUCCAGCUAUGCUAUGAUGGCCCAUUCUGCCCUCAUUUUCAAUCGAACAAGGGAUGGGAAUCAGACGGGAAAUGCGACUGCUGUGGAGGGGUUCUUCCGGAAAGCCAAGUCCUUUGUCACUUCCAGGCCUGAAGUGGUGGCAUUGAUCAAAGCGCUGAUGUUCUCCUUCGCACUGGCCUCACUGCUAGGUGGAGUGGCCAUUUGUCUUGGCGUUGCACGGUUGUACCCUCCAUACAAAUACCUCUCCUGGCGUGAUAUCCACGAAGUGGAGGGCUUUCGAAUAUCAUCGCUCUUGUCCUUCUGGGCGAGCCUUUCCGCAACUACAAAAGCGACACUUACGACCACCAUGAUCAUUUUCACGGCAACUUUCCUGCUGAUGUUAAAGCUCCACAUCAUCCAGCCUGUCAUCAAUCAGCUGACCUGCUACGUCUAUGUGUUUGUGGUGUUUGGCACAGUGACAGCUGUGAUCAUUUCGGACCUUACCUCUCAGGCCCUCAAAACGUUCAAAGACCAGUUGCAGCCCUUGCACAAGUUGCGGGAGCAGUUGCACAGGAUUCAGAAUAGGCUUCUCCUUGGCGGGGAGGAGGACGAAGCGCAGCUGGCCAAUGAUUGAGCCAGAAUUGUCGAAAAGAUGGGUUUUGGUCUCUUGAGUUGGUGCAGAAAGAUUCGAGUAGAAGCAGUCAUGGAGGAAACAGCCUAACAUGAAGGAUUGAAGCUUCAAGUAAAGUUAUAAGUAUACUGCAGUCAUUUGACAUGGGUAUUGUUGCAGCUCUCAAAGAGAUAUUGCUGAGUCGC